UGUGCGUUGCGCGCGCAGUCGCAGCGAUGUCCGCGAACGGGUCGGCGGCCGCCGAGCCGCGGCUAUGCCACGUGCGGAAAGUGCCCGACUUCGACGGCUAUGGCUUUAACUUGCACGCGGAAAAGGGUAAACCCGGCCAGUACAUCGGCAAGGUGGACGAGGGCUCCCCCGCUGAGGCGGCGGGCCUGCGCCGCGGCGACCGCAUCCUUGAGGUGAACGGGCAGAGCAUCGCGGGCGAGACGCACAAACAGGUGGUGGCGCGCAUCAAGCAACGGCCGGACGACGCCGAGCUGCUGGUGGUUGCUCCAGCGCCGGGCGACCCCCUGCCCGCCGAGCUGGACGCGCCACCCUCGCCGCCCUCGCCCGCCGCGGUGCCCGUUGCGCCCGCCGCGCCCACCGGCGACGCUGAAGCGCCGCGCCUCAACCUGACCAUGACGGCGGCAGAGAUGCGCGCACACCUCGCCGCUAAGAAGAAGGUGGACCCGAAGAAGGUGCCGAUGGACCUCAAGUCCAAGUUUGACAUUGUGAAGAAGCUGUAGGCGCACGCGCGGCGUUGCCGCUCCGCGCCGCGCCGCCGCCUUCCUUUGCCAUUGAUUUUAAUGUACAUAGGUAUUAUACGUUUUAAGGAAUUUCGAUAGAACUACCUAUAUGUUAUAAUUAUAUUGUAAUUUAUUUUUAUGAGCGUAAAUCGAUUGAAUUUUUAUUAGCCGAUUAUCUAAAUGUGUAGUUUAAAGUUAUCUACAUACUUAA
Papilio machaon (common yellow swallowtail) is the source of this 750-nucleotide messenger RNA. Its product is annotated as Na(+)/H(+) exchange regulatory cofactor NHE-RF1. The transcript has a single exon. Gene Ontology annotation, cellular component: apical plasma membrane. The coding region runs from base 27 to 539 and encodes 170 amino acids. Gene Ontology annotation, biological process: protein localization to plasma membrane. The record is from RefSeq and is a predicted model, not a curated record. Gene Ontology annotation, molecular function: protein binding; protein-membrane adaptor activity. NCBI's taxonomy places the organism in Eukaryota, Metazoa, Arthropoda, Insecta, Lepidoptera, Papilionidae.